CUGAAAGCGAAAAACCAAAGAAACGAGAAGAAGAAGAAGAAGCUAUGGCGGAUCAGCUAACUGAUGAACAGAUCUCUGAGUUUAAGGAAGCUUUCAGCCUCUUCGACAAAGAUGGAGAUGGUUGCAUCACCACAAAGGAGCUGGGAACAGUGAUGCGGUCACUAGGGCAGAACCCAACAGAAGCUGAGCUACAAGACAUGAUCAACGAGGUUGACGCUGAUGGAAACGGCACCAUUGACUUCCCUGAGUUCCUAAACCUAAUGGCUAAGAAGAUGAAGGACACAGACUCGGAGGAAGAGCUGAAAGAAGCCUUCAGGGUCUUCGACAAAGACCAGAACGGGUUCAUAUCCGCUGCAGAGCUGCGUCAUGUGAUGACAAAUCUAGGUGAGAAACUGACUGAUGAAGAGGUCGAGGAGAUGAUUCGUGAAGCAGAUGUUGAUGGAGAUGGUCAGAUAAACUACGAGGAGUUUGUCAAGAUUAUGAUGGCUAAGUGAUGAUAAGAAGAAAAUGAAGAAUAAAAGUGGUGAUGUGAU
Molecule: messenger RNA, 533 nt
Organism: Arabidopsis arenosa
Lineage: Eukaryota; Viridiplantae; Streptophyta; Magnoliopsida; Brassicales; Brassicaceae
Source: the annotation of a GenBank genome assembly